Molecule: messenger RNA, 1147 nt
Organism: Mucor mucedo
Lineage: Eukaryota; Fungi; Mucoromycota; Mucoromycetes; Mucorales; Mucoraceae
Product: phosphoesterase family-domain-containing protein
Exons: 7
Coding region: 19-1026 (335 amino acids)
Biological process (GO): phospholipid catabolic process
Molecular function (GO): hydrolase activity, acting on ester bonds
Source: RefSeq, a predicted model, not a curated record
CGAACAAUUACUAUACAAAUGUAUAUCUCAUACUCCUCCAUCUUAACUUUAACUUUAUUAGCCUUUACUGUAUCUGCCAAGAAAAAUAACCACAGUAACCGCAAGCAUAAUCCCAAGGGUAGAGCUUUCCAGCGCAUCCUUCAAGUUUGGUUCGAGAAUCAAGAUUUUGCUGAUGUUUCUGCUGUUCCUGGAUUUAAUGAUCUGGUUAAGGAAGGUAUCCUCUUGGAUAAUUUCAACGCUAUCACUCAUCCUUCCGAGCCUAACUAUGUUGCUGCUGGUGGCGGAUCCAAUUUUGGUAUCACCAAUGAUGACUACUAUAAUAUCCCUGCUAAUGUUAGUACCAUCUAUGAUCUGCUUGAAAACAAGGGGUUGGCUUGGAAGGUAUACCAAGAAGAUAUUCCUUCGGUUGGAUACACCGGUUAUAAAGCAGGACAAUAUGUUCGUAAGCAUAACCCUGCCAUUAUAUUUGAUUCGGUCGGAUUAAAUGCCACUCGUUUGCAAAACAUUGUUGGAGAUGAUCAAUUCCAAAAAGAUGUUGCCUCUGGUGAUCUUCCUGCUUGGAUGUUCUAUACUCCUAACAUGUUGAACGAUGGUCAUGAUACGAAUGCCUCUUAUGCUGGUAAUUGGCUUGCCGGUUUCUAUGAAAAGACCUUAAAAAGUAAUCCCAAUUUCCUUAAAGAAACCCUCGUAUUGAUCACCUUUGAUGAGAAUCAUUCUAAGAAGACCGCUAGAAACAGAGUCUGGUCUCUUCUCUUAGGCGCUGUCCCCAAAAAAUUAAAGGGCACCACGGAUUCUACUUUCUAUACUCACUACUCUACUCUCAAUUCGGUUGAGCGCAACUGGGAUCUCGGAAAUUUGGGUCGUGGUGAUACUAACAAGACUGAGUCAAACGUAUUUAAAUUUGCAGAGAAGGCUCUUCAUUAUAAGAAUAUUGACAUUUCUAUUGCCGAUGCACCUUGGAAUUUGGAAUUUCUUCCUGGUAUGAUGACUGGAAAGUCUUACAAUCAAACUCAUGCUGCUGUCUAAUGUGAUUAUGGCGGUGUUGCAACCUGGAUAAUGUGAAUUGGUGCUGCACAUGACAACAUAUUUUCUAUUAUACUCCCCCUUUUUUUUUAUUAAUUAAUAAAUAAUUAUCAGUUAUAUCUUA